AUGCAUUCCUACGUAGAACCAUAUUAUCGUCCAAUGGAUGAGUCACUGAGUUUUGACAUAUCCAGUAGUAAUAAUAGUUCAAUUUUAUUAGAUAAUGAAACUGGUAAUGUGAUUACUUCCAUUGAUACGACAUCGGGGUUGACCCAAGAUUCACCUCAUCAGUCCUUUUUCAUAAAACCACCUUUUCCUCCAACAAUAAACAUCGAUGACUUGGUUACCUCUAAACCUAACGGUGAUAAGCCUUCAAAAUCAAGUAAUGCUUUUAUUAUUUAUCGUAAAGUUUAUGUUAAGGAACUUCACUCACGAGGAGUAAAUUUACAAAUGACUCAAAUAUCACCUAUGGUUUCUGAGUCAUGGAAGCAAGAACCUGAGAUAGUAAAACAAGAAUAUAAAAAACUUGCAGAAGCAGCCAAGAAAAGAUAUAAAGAAAUUUGGCCUUCAAAGCCGAGACGUCGACAUCAAAGAAGACAACAACCACAAAUACCAACAAAUCCUUCAAUACGUGCUAUUGAUACUUCAAAUUCAAUUCAAACGUAUUUAACAAAUGAAUCUUUGUCUUCUACCCCAGCUAUAGAGUUAGGAGAAUCUUGGGGAUUAUUACCUUCUUAUUUGACAAUACAGAAUACUUCAUAUGAUUCUGCAACAUUAUUAGAUCAGUUAUAUUAUGAUUCAAAUACUAUUUCUUCUAGUCCGACAACCGCUAAUUCAUUAAGUGACCAUAAUAAUAGUAUUUUGACACCAAAAGUAGAAGAAAACACUGAUUCACCCCAUUCGACUCUAUUUAAUUUAAUGCUAAACGGACGUCAUACAAAUGCAACUAAUUUAUCUGAAUUACCUGAUAAAAGAGCAUAUCAUCAACUUAUGACUAAUUGGCAUAAAGGCUUGAAGAGUCAUGAUAUUCAUCCAUAUCGAUCUUUUAAAGAUGCUAUGACCGUUACUUUUUUCACCUCUCAUCUAGUAUAA
This is a messenger RNA of Racocetra persica, 963 nucleotides long. The record is from the annotation of a GenBank genome assembly. NCBI's taxonomy places the organism in Eukaryota, Fungi, Glomeromycota, Glomeromycetes, Diversisporales, Gigasporaceae.